AUCAUACAAAUACCAAGAUCCCAGCUGACACAGCUCUCUUCUCACUUUGAAGACACAACUAUCUGGAGUGUUUCUUUUGCUGAGUGCCACGUGUAUAGCACCAGAAGUGGGAAGAUCAGGGGGCUUUGGGCGCUUUUUGUUUUCUGGAAGAACAAAUCAAAGUGACAACAAUGCCUUUCUCUCUUAGAUAUGUUUUCCUUUUGCAGGCUUUUAGCCUCCUGAUUCGCUGUGAAAAAACAGAGAUUGAGGAAGAAAAAGUCAAACUGGAAGUCGUACACGUCCCAAGUGUCUGCACACAGAAGAGCAAGCGAGGAGAUCUGGUGAAUGCGCAUUAUGAUGGCUAUUUAGCCAAAGAUAUGUCCAAAUUCUUCUGCAGUCGCUCUGAAAAAGAUGGUCACCCCAAGUGGUUUGUUCUUGGAGUUGGACAAGUGAUUAAGGGCCUCGAUAUUGCAUUGAUGGACAUGUGCCCUGGAGAAAAAAGGAAAGUGGUCAUUCCUCCUUCUCUAGCCUACGGAGAUCAAGGCUAUGAUAAAAUUCCACCUAAUGCGACUCUGAUCUUUGAAAUUGAGCUGUAUGCCGUCAGCCAAGGGCCGCGUAGCCUUGAGGCAUUCCAACAAAUUGAUUUGAACAAUGAUAAGCAACUUUCCAAAGAGGAGAUAAGUCAUUACUUAACAGAAGAAUUUAAGAAAGAUGGAAAACAGCGAGCCCCUACCGAACAUGGCCGGAUCUUAACUGACAUAUUUAAGAAAAAUGAUCACGACAAUGAUGGCGUCAUCUCAUCAAGGGAAUACAAUGUUUUUAGGCAUGAUGAAUUAUAGUAUUGUUUUUUACUGCGGAUAAUUGGUUAUGAAUUAAUUGCCACAAAUUUUGUGUUCAUGCAGGUCUCUUGGAGUGUAAAAAAAUAUUUUAAAUUUAUUAGCUCAUCAUCCUCAGUUAAGGACUUAUUCACGUUUGUGGCUCAUUUUCUACGUUUUUCAUGAAUGAGCCCAGGUGUGCUUCUGAAAUGUGCAUUGUACAGUAUGUAUUGCCAUGUCUAGUAUAGGUGAUGUGUAUAUUGGCAGCCAUGACAAGUUAGUAAAUUGGUGCAACAUGUAAAAAAAUUGUGUGAAUGAGAUUAUCUGUGAUGCCCACUGUAAUUUCCAGUUAAAAACUCCUGGGUAUGGAGAAGCAUUUGGCUCAUUCCUUCUGACAGAUCCAGAUCAAUCACCAAGCAUCAUCACUGUUGGAUUUAAAAAGUCUAUCGCCCAGUGUAAGCUAUGACUUGAACAACUCCUAUCUUACACAGGGAGCAGGGUGCCGCCUUCUGCUUCUGGAAGCCAAAUACAGCGGCAAAGGAAAGGGAAGUAUGUGCUACUGGGGAGGGAGAUUAAAGUAAACCUGCCUUGCAUGAACAAAGCAAAGGUACACUUUAAAGUCCAGGUUUUCAU
Rana temporaria (common frog) is the source of this 1427-nucleotide messenger RNA. RefSeq names its product FKBP prolyl isomerase 7 (gene FKBP7). The transcript has 4 exons. Bases 171 to 818 code for a protein of 215 amino acids. Lineage: Eukaryota; Metazoa; Chordata; Amphibia; Anura; Ranidae. Gene Ontology annotation, molecular function: calcium ion binding; peptidyl-prolyl cis-trans isomerase activity. The record is from RefSeq and is a predicted model, not a curated record.